Messenger RNA from Drepanopeziza brunnea f. sp. 'multigermtubi' MB_m1, 1668 nucleotides. RefSeq lists its product as uncharacterized. Gene Ontology annotation, cellular component: small-subunit processome; nucleolus; 90S preribosome. The record is from RefSeq and is a predicted model, not a curated record. Gene Ontology annotation, molecular function: protein binding. Gene Ontology annotation, biological process: maturation of SSU-rRNA from tricistronic rRNA transcript (SSU-rRNA, 5.8S rRNA, LSU-rRNA). NCBI's taxonomy places the organism in Eukaryota, Fungi, Ascomycota, Leotiomycetes, Helotiales, Drepanopezizaceae.
AUGGAACUGGAUCGCCCGAAGAUCGAGAACGGUGCCAAGCAGCAUUUCAAUGGCGCUGUCCCGAUUAAACGCGCCCGGAUGGAUUUGGCUGCGACGGCUCCAGACGCAGCGUUGAUACAGAAGCAGAAGGAAGCCAACAAGCAAUACGGAAGAGGGAAGAAGAUCCCGUUAAAGGGAAUCAAGGACAGGAAACUGCGUGCGAAUCUUAGAGCACAAGAAUCGAAAUACCAAACGGCGAUAUUGCGAGCAAAAGAUGCGGAAAUAUUAAACGAAAAUACCGAGGGAUUCCUGGAACCAGAAACCGAAUUAGAAAGAACCUAUAAGGUCAAGCAACGAGACAUUCAAAGGGAUGUUGCGAUUGAGACUGCCAAAAAGGGAUUCGAGCUCAAGCUGGACUCGUUAGGACCGUAUGUGUGUGAUUAUACCCGCAAUGGAAGAGAUCUAUUACUGGCGGGGCGGAAAGGUCAUGUCGCUACCAUGGACUGGCGGGAUGGGAAGCUGGGAUGCGAAAUUCAAUUGGGAGAGACCGUAAGGGAUGCGAAGUGGCUGCGAAACAAUCAAAGCUUCGCUGUGGCGCAGAAGAAAUAUGUCUACAUAUACGACCAGGCAGGUGUGGAGAUACAUUGUUUGAAGAAGCAUAUCGAGGUCACGAAUAUGGAAUAUCUGCCUUAUCAUCAGCUGCUUGCCACCGUAGGCAAUGCGGGUUAUCUAAAAUACUUGGAUGUAUCCACAGGUCAAAUGGUCGUCGAGACACCAACCAAACUCGGGUCACCAACAGCACUCACCCAAAAUCCUCAAAACGCAAUCCUACAUAUGGGCCACCAGAACGGAACAGUCACACUCUGGUCGCCGAAUUCUUCAACUCCGCUAGUCAAGCUUCUCGCUCAUCGAGGUCCAGUCCGUGCAAUGUCAGUUGACCGUGAAGGUAGAUAUAUGGUCUCGACAGGCCAAGAUAUGAAGAUGUCAGUCUGGGACAUCAGGAUGUUCAAGGAGGUCAAUAGCUACUUCACACGCCAACCCGCAUCUUCUGUCGCAAUUUCAGACCGUGGCUUGACAGCCGUAGGAUGGGGAACCCAGACAUCCAUAUGGCGGGGUUUGUUCACCAAGCACGCUUCAGAACAAGAGAAGGUCCAAAGUCCAUACAUGGCAUGGGGUGGUGAGGGAAAGAGGAUAGAGCGGGUAAAAUGGUGUCCGUUCGAGGAUAUCUUGGGCGUAUCCCAUGACGCGGGAUUUUCGUCCAUCAUCGUGCCAGGAGCCGGCGAACCCAACUUUGACGCCCAUGAAAUUAAUCCCUACGAGAACACGAAGCAGCGACAGGAGAACGAGGUCCGGCAGCUGCUGAACAAGCUGCAGCCAGAGAUGAUCUCCUUGAACCCAGAAUACAUUGGUAACUUGGACUUGCGGACUGCGGAGCAACGCAAGGCGGAGCAAGAUUUGGACAAGAAGCCUGUAGAUCCCGUAGCGGAUAUCAAGAAUCGCGGGAGAGGAAAGAAUAGUUCGCUGAGAAAACAUCUCCGCAAGAAGGGAGGCAAGAAUAUUAUUGACGAGCGGAGAUUGAAGAUCGAGGAGAUGAAGAAAGCGCAGACAGAGAAGCAUCAGAGGCGGCUGAAGGAGUCGCAGCAAGAGCUAGGGCCAGCCCUGAGUCGCUUUGCUACGAAACGGGGGUGA